This is a messenger RNA of Melampsora larici-populina 98AG31, 1991 nucleotides long. RefSeq lists its product as uncharacterized. Gene Ontology annotation, molecular function: magnesium ion binding; magnesium ion transmembrane transporter activity; cobalt ion transmembrane transporter activity. Lineage: Eukaryota; Fungi; Basidiomycota; Pucciniomycetes; Pucciniales; Melampsoraceae. Gene Ontology annotation, biological process: metal ion transport; transmembrane transport. The transcript has 10 exons. The coding region runs from base 7 to 1830 and encodes 607 amino acids. The record is from RefSeq and is a predicted model, not a curated record. Gene Ontology annotation, cellular component: membrane.
AAAAUCAUGAGUCAGAGUGAUGAUCCAAAUGAAAAUAGUUUAUUACAAGAACCAAACCAUCAACCCAUCUUAAAUUAUGGUGCAACAUCUGAUAGAAGAGUUCCUAGUCUCAGUGCUGUAGGUCAACCACUUCAUGCGGACGGUGACCAUUACCGAUCGAAUCGAUCAUCUACCGAUCCUACCGCAUCCACUGUUAAGCAAAGAUUUAAAGCAGCAGCACAUGUAGUAUCAGCAGCCCAAAGAAUCGUAUCAGGUUCAAGUUCAACAACCAAUCAUCAAAUACCAACCCAAAGAAUCCAAUCAUCUUCAUUAAGAUAUCAAUGGAAUUCGAUUGGAUCCAUGGAACCUGGUGUGAAUGCAAAUCAACCACAACCACAACUUUCUCAUUUACUUAAAACAUCUGUUAGUGUAGAUUUAGUAGAUUAUUCAGAAGAUCAAGUGAAUUUUUUGAAAUUUAGACCUGAUUGUCAACAAGAACUUGAUCGACUUAAACAUUCACUUCAUCGGUCUCGUCCUAGUUGGUCUCGUGUACGAUGGAUCAAUGUGAAUGGUCUUAAUUGGGAUGUGAUUAAAUUAUUAGCACUUCAAUAUCAAUUACAUCCAUUAGCAGUAGAAGAUUGUGUUCAUACUUCAGCACGUUCUAAAAGUGAAUAUUAUAAACAUCAUUUAUUUGUUCAUGCUGCAGUUCAUACACUUGUUGAUGAUCAAUCAGAUGGUUCAUCAAAUAGAAUCAAUACUACUAAUAGCUCUACUAAGGUGGAUACGGAUGAUCCAUUAGAAAAUGGAAAUCUUAUUGAUCCAGAUCAAGAUCCUAGUAAUGUUGAUAAUCUUAAUGAACCUCAUCAUCUUUCGGGGAAGCGUCCAGCUCCAAUGGCUAUGAUGGAUCUGGGUACUGUAACCGGUGGGUUAUCAAUGGCGGGUAAGGAAGUCUUUGAUGCAGAACGUGAGGUUGUACGUCGACUUACUAGUGAAUACAAACUACGAAUCCAUGCUGAAAAGCUUUCAAUCUUUCUACUCCGUGGUGGUACAUUGAUUACGAUCUUUUCACACGAUGGAUCUAGGACGGUGGUCCCUUUACUCGAUCGACUUCGUUCAUCUGAUACAUUAUUACGUUCAACAUCUGAUGCUUCAAUGCUUUUACAAGCCGUCUUAGAUUUGAUUGUAGAUCAAGCAUUAGAUGUGGUAGAAGCUUUUCGAUCUAGGCUUACCAGUCUUGAAGCUGCAGUCUUGGUCAAUCCGAAAUUAGACACUGUUCGUCAUCUUCAUGUACUUUCAGGUGAACUUUUGUUGCUCAAGCGCACACUCACACCACUUUCGAGCUUGGUACAUCGGAUUCGAAACCAUGAUCCAAGUGAUGAAAGGAUCACAGGUCGAUCUAAGCCUGUUAGAGGCUCAUCAGCUUCUAAUUUAGAUGAUCCCACAUUCAUCACUAACAGUAGUUCAUCCAAUUCCACUGGAUUCAUUUCCCCUCAAGCUCGAGUUUAUCUUUCAGAUGUUUUGGAUCAUAUUGAUAGUUUGUUAAGUUCUUUAGAACUGUUUAGUGGAUGGGCAUCUAAUUUAGUUGAUUUCACUUUUAAUACGAUGAGUUUUUCGACUAAUGAAUCAAUGAAACAACUUAGUAUUGUGACGAUUAUCUUUUUACCUUUGACUUUUUUAACGGGGUACUUUGGAAUGAACUUUGUGGAGUUUGGAGCUAUUCAAGGAUCAGAUCUAUUUUUUUGGAAAUUAGCUUGUCCUAUUACGUUUCUUUUGGUACUUAUGUUUACUUAUUCAAAGGUUUUAAGAAGUUUGGUUUUACAAAAGAAUACGCUUAGGAUGAAGAAUUGUUAGAGGUUUAUUCAGCUUUUCACCAUGACUGUUUUCUUUUCAAGAAGACGGAUAAUUUUCUCAUUUUACUUAACUUUAUAAAAUGUGUGUAUGAUUCAGAACGUUGUGUCUUCACACUUUCAGAUUGUCUUUACUUAAAGUAUUCAGAAAUACCUUUUCCGGGU